AUAUGAUAUCUACGGAUUAAUUAUCAUUUGAACAGUUUAAUUUUCAAUGUCCCAUUACUUUACUAAUAACCAAUUAUACUACUUAUUCUUAAUAACUAUGCUAAUGAAAAUGAAUUACUGUUGCCAGAAACUUGGUUCAUCUUGUACAGGAACAGUUUUUCGUCGUUGUUGUGGCAAAUUACUCUGUGAAUAUGAUAUGCUCGGUGCAGGAACUUGUCAAAACUGUAUUCGUUCAAAUUAUGCUUGUAUGAAGAAUAGUCAAUGUUGUUCUAAAUAUUGUAAAUUUUUAGUUUGUGUUUGAUCUUUACUAUUGUUAAAGUGAAAAGUUUAUGCACAUAUUAUUUAUAUUAUUAAUAUAUGGAUCAACUUUAAUUGUCAAAAUAUUAAAUCGAUUUGUGUUGUCUUCAUUAAAUCAAUAAAUGGUAUAUAUAUAUAUGUGUAUCCUCUCU
Schistosoma rodhaini is the source of this 449-nucleotide messenger RNA. NCBI's taxonomy places the organism in Eukaryota, Metazoa, Platyhelminthes, Trematoda, Strigeidida, Schistosomatidae. The record is from the annotation of a GenBank genome assembly.